GGGCGGGGGGGAGAGGCGGGGCGCGUGGAGGCUCCUCCCCCUCCCCGUGGGCGGAGCCGGGUCGAUCCGACAAGAUGGCGGCGGCGCUGAGGGCGGGGGAGAGGUUGCGGUUGGUGGCGGGAGCGCCGAGGCUCGCUUUUACUCGUUCUGCAUUUGUUGCAAAAAGACGUAAUUAUGACCAACCGAACUGGUUUGGAGUUGGCUUGGCUUUUAGCACCACUGCUGCCUUGUGGGCUCUUCUUUUCAAGCAGCAUAAUGAAGACGUAAUGGAAUACGAAAGAAGAAAACAAGAGAAACAACAUAAGUGUACAGGAUGUUCAUAG
Molecule: messenger RNA, 323 nt
Organism: Aquila chrysaetos chrysaetos
Lineage: Eukaryota; Metazoa; Chordata; Aves; Accipitriformes; Accipitridae
Gene: NDUFC1
Product: NADH:ubiquinone oxidoreductase subunit C1
Exons: 3
Coding region: 75-323 (82 amino acids)
Cellular component (GO): mitochondrion
Source: RefSeq, a predicted model, not a curated record